AUGAAGGAGUAUCAGAGGGCAAAACAAGAGGUUCUGUCCCUUCGAAGAGAAAAUUCAACUCUUGACACAGAGUGUCAUGAAAAGGAGAAACUACUAAACCAGUUAAGAACACGCAUUGCAGUCCUAGAACAAGAAGUGAAGGAUAAAGAGCAAGUAAUAAUAAGAAGCACAGAUGUCUGUGAAAGUGCACAAGAACACAAGAAAAAGUUGGAAGAAUCUCUGGAAAUGAAACAGCUUCAAAUUGGAAAAUUUGAAACCACUGUGAAGUCUAUUUCUGAGGAACUUCUGAAAGCUAAUGAAAUUAUCAAAAAGCUCCAGGGAGAGAUGAAGAAACUAAUGGAGAAGAUGAAGUUAAAAAAUGCAGUGACACUGCAACAAGAAAAAAUAUUAGGAGAAAAAGAGCAAAUUCUUCAAAAGGAGAGAUUGGAGCUUAAUAAUGUGAAACAGGCCCUUCAACAAAAAGAGGAAGAGGUCUUGAAGUUGCAAGAGCAGCUGGACAUCACUGUUCAGAAAUUGGAAGAAAGCAAACAGCUGCUGAAAACUAAUGAGAAUGUAAUUUCCUGGCUAAAUAAACAACUGAAUGAGAAUAAAAUUGUAUCUAUGCAUGGGGCAUCAGGUCACAGUGAUAUGCCAUGUGCUGGAAGUGCCACCAAUUCAGCAGCCUUGCAGAAUGGCCUGCCUCGGCUUCUACUUUAUAACAGUCCUUUCUCUGUCCCUGUGAUGCCUCCACCAAUUAGCACUGCUUCCCUUUCUAAUAACUAUAAAGGCUCUGUUCCUCUGCGAAUGAAUAUCCCAUGUGCGGUCACCAGUGCUGCAAGAUAUAAUCCACAGGUACGCAUCAACUUAUCAGCAAAUUCCACCAGCACUCCAUUACAUGAGACAAGACCUUGUCCACCAGCCUCCACUCCUUUAGUGCCCCCAAACUCAGGCCAUGUUGAGCCACCUGGUUUAGACAUGAAAUAUUUGAAGAAAGAUGGCAACUUGCCUUUGAGAGGACUAAAACCUUUGUCUGUAGCAAGCACAGUGUUAUCAAGAACUAUGUUACCCAAGGAAGGAAAUCCACCUGUAAUAUCUGCCUACUUCCCAGGGCAACAUACUAGACUUCCUGCAUCAUAAGUGCCAAUUUUAUUAAGAGGUUGCACAUGUUAAUGGAAGCAGCAUCAAAUAUAUGCAUCUGAUAUAGCUUGUCUAAUGUAAAAGAAAAAAGAGGUGCUUGAGCAACACUGUCAUAAAUUUGACUUUAUAGUCCGUCUGGACUUGGUUACUCUUUUCUGUAAAGUCUGUGCUCAUCAAAACUGCCAAAAUAUGGUCUGGAGGUAAAGCCAGCUAUUAAAAAACCUAAUGAUUUCAUUUCUAGAAUGAAGUCUUUAAAAUGAGUUGAUGUUUUUUAUUUAUUUUGUUUAAUAUAAAGCAGUAGCUGAUUGAUUCUUCAAAGACACAAAGCUGUGCAGGCUGAAUGAAAGCAUUUAUUUCAUGUGCUUUUGGUGCUUAGAUCUGUGUGUAUGCACACACCUUAUUACUACAGGAUGUACCAGUUUUCCCCCCUUCUGCUUAGAAGUGGUUUUUGUAAUCCUCAAAUUGUGAAUUUCUAAGAACAACUUUUUAAAAAAAUGGCAAAUUACAGCAGGAAUACUCCAAUAUGUGUGCAAUAUUUAUUCUGUGACAUACUAAAGAUGACCUCUAUUGAUGACUCUGUGUGGGGGGGAAAAAUGAUUUCUGCAAGCCAGAGUUUUUGUUGUUUGUGGUGGUUUUUAACUGCAUUCUGUUUGGGAUUUUUUUGCACGAAAACUCUUCAAAACUUUGAAACACCCAUUUUAUAUUAGCUAUGCAAAGACUACAAAGUUAAAGUGCCUAUUUUAUUAUGUAUUUUAUAACUGGAGUCAGACAGUUAUCUAAUGUUUCUAUUUUUAAUAGAUAUUUGCAUCUAAUAUUUACUCUCAAAACUUGGACAGUUCUAGUAACAGACAACAGAUUCAAUGAAUUCUAGAUGCUGAAAAUUUUUGUACUGUACCAUUCUAAAAAUUGUAAGUUUUGAUAGAUUAGGAUGGAUACACACUCUCAGUGGGUGCAAUUCCAUUUACUUUUAUCAUUUCUUUAUUUGACCAUUUGUUCUCCAGACCGUUUUAAAUCAAACAUAUUGAAUCCACCUUUUUCAAAAAGUUUAAAAACUGGGGUCUAUUGGCAAAAUGUUAUAAGAUGUGUAUUUUACGUGAAACUCAAUACAACCAACCCAUUUUGUGAGAGAGUCAAGAUGUCAGUGGAAGAAUCUGCCUUUCACCUGAUAAGGGUUUGCCCAUAUAUGUUCCUACAUAUCUACGGGUCAUUUUCUCUCCUUCCCCCACACACUUAUAUUUUAUAAAAGAAAAAAAAUUAGGGUCCUUGUCCUGACUUCUAAGAAAUGAUACAGAUAUCACUUCAGUGUCUCCUCCCAUUUUCAGACAGUUGUAGCUUGAUCUGUUGUGAGUAAAUAUUUGCAGUCUCAACAGAAAGCAUAGUUUGCAGUUGAUACUGAAAUAGCUUUGAUCUAUCAUUUUUUCCUUUUGAUUCAAUAGUCUACUUUUUGGGAGACAUGAAACUGGUCAUUGGAUUAUUAAAGUGAGACAGAUCUGCUCUAAAUUGAUGCACUACUGUAAUCUUCAAAAUAAUGUUAAAAUGUAAUACCUGGAACUCUGCAGUUUAAUUUUCAUGUCAGUAUUAUAAAUGUUAACCUUUUUCUAAACUUACUUUUCUUGUAGAGCAUAUAUGAGGUUGUGGGGAGCAGCAGCGGGUUAACCCUAAUUACUGUCCAUGUUAUACCAUACUUUCAUUUCUGGAACUUUCAAAUGCAUCUCAUGUUUGGAUCCAGACAAAAUUGGGUAUUCAUAAUUGCAGUGUUUUUUGCUUGACCUCUUCCUCUGUGGGUUAUUUUAUGAGAGAGGAUUUUGCAUGUCUCAAAGAACUGUCCAAGGGUUUGGAAUGUGCCUCACCUGUCACUUGAUGCCUAACCUGUGUUUCAAUGUGUUGUCUGUCUUGCAGCAUGUCAAAUGUGUGUAUAAAAAUGUUACAUUU
Molecule: messenger RNA, 3048 nt
Organism: Mauremys mutica (yellowpond turtle)
Lineage: Eukaryota; Metazoa; Chordata; Testudines; Geoemydidae
Product: spindle assembly abnormal protein 6 homolog
Exons: 10
Coding region: 1-1116 (371 amino acids)
Biological process (GO): centriole replication
Cellular component (GO): centriole; centrosome
Source: RefSeq, a predicted model, not a curated record